AUGGCUUCCCUCACAAGCGGGGCAUAUCCCCCCACCCUCAAGGCCGAAGAAAAGGAAGCCCUCGUCGAGACCGUCAAGGACUGGUCCAUAGGCAAUGGCCUCGCAGUCAGGCCUCCGCCUACAGUCAUAGCCGCCGAGGCAGAUCCCAAGGGCAUCGCCGCCGUCAAUGUACCCGUCACACUCUUUCCCAGCCCGUUUCCGAAGCAGUGUUUCGCCCAGGGCAAGGCAGUGCAGAAGACUUACAAUGAGCUGUAUGCUUCUGUGAGCCGGGAUGAGGAGUUUCUGGCCCAGGUCGUCAAAGAGGUUGCAGAUGGUGAUGAGUUUAUUCGCAACCUGUGGGACGUUCACCUCAAGGUCAAGGCUGAGGGAUAUACCCAGCCUUUGUCUCUCGGUCUAUUCCGCUCAGACUACAUGGUUCACCAAGAUACCCACACUUCUCCCCCCUCGCUUCAAGUAAAGCAGGUCGAGUUCAACACCAUUGCCUCCUCGUUUGGUGGACUCUCGACUUAUACGUCAGGUCUUCACAAGUUCCUCGCCACAACAGAAUACCCUCUUCUGGACAAUGCCAUUCCCCAAGGCUCGCUGGAUCUCCCUGAUAACACCAGCACCCGUGGCUUGGCGGCUGGCAUCGAGGCAGCCUACAACGCCUACCCCAAAUCUGAGCUCGGCCAUCAAAAGUGUGUCAUCUUCCUCGUGCAAGAUGGAGAGAGAAACAUUUUUGAUCAGCGUCACUUGGAGUAUCAGAUUAUCAGCUCAUCGCCAUCCACACCCGUCUUCAGGCUGCCAUACUCUCAAAUCCUGAAGCGCACUGAAAUCGCAAAAACUUCGAAGCGGCAGCUUCUGUACCGCCUUCCUCGAAACCCUUCCAAGGUUUACGAAGUGGCCGUCAUCUACAUGAGGUCCGGAUAUGGGCCUUCUGACUACCCAGACCAGCAAGCUUGGGAAGCUCGGUACCAUUUGGAGCGAUCCAACGCCAUCAAGUGUCCUACGGUUUUGACUCAAUUGGCCGGAACGAAAAAGGUGCAGCAGAUUCUCGCUACACCUCGUCCUGCGUCUGCGCCAUCUGCGCUUGGUCGAUUUAUCCGCGACGACACAGACGCUGCCGCCGAGCUGUGGCGAACCUUUACCAACAUCUACCCCAUGGACACAAGUGACGCAGGUCUUGAGGCUCGCAAGAAGGCUCUUGACCCAGAAGCCUGCCAAGCCUAUGUACUUAAGCCACAGCGCGAGGGAGGCGGUAACAACAUCUACCGAGGAUCCAUUCCAGGUUUCCUCAAGUCGAUUCCCGAGUCCCACUGGAACUCGUACAUUCUGAUGGAGCUGAUCACCCCUCCUCCAGUCUCCAACAUCAUCCUUCGCAAUGGCAGCCUGGAGCAAGGUGGCGUCAUCUGCGAGUUGGGCAUUUACGGCACUUGUGUCUGGGAUCAGAGCUCUGGAAAGAUUCACCACAAUGAGGAGGCUGGGUAUUUGCUACGGACAAAGGGCGACAAGAGUGAAGAGGGUGGCGUCGCGGCUGGCUUUGGGUGCAUGGACAGCUGCACUUUGGUGUAA
Molecule: messenger RNA, 1551 nt
Organism: Fusarium keratoplasticum
Lineage: Eukaryota; Fungi; Ascomycota; Sordariomycetes; Hypocreales; Nectriaceae
Product: Glutathione synthetase
Exons: 4
Coding region: 1-1551 (516 amino acids)
Biological process (GO): glutathione biosynthetic process
Cellular component (GO): cytosol
Molecular function (GO): glutathione synthase activity; ATP binding; glutathione binding
Source: RefSeq, a predicted model, not a curated record